AUGGGGCCACCGCAAGUUCAAGGAUUGUCCGGGCCUCACCCACCGUUCUACCCGCAGUCGCAGAUGCCAGCUGGUGCUCCCGGUGAUUUAGGGCCACCUUCAAACAAGUUGGAUCCUUCGCAAGUUCCUUCUCCAGUAUUGCAAAUGAGAAAAGAUCAAGAAGUACUUGAUAGUAAGGAGAGAAUAUAUGGCACUCUUGCCAUCUGCCAAGUUGACAGUCCCUUUCCUUUACCUUUUGCUUCUUCUGAGUUUCAAGUUCAAGAUGAAGGAAAUUGCUCUCCUCGUUUUAUGAGAGUAACUAUUAACUAUUUACCGAACACGCCGGAACUUUUUAACACCAGCAAACUUCCGUUGGCCGCUAUUAUAAGACCAUUAGCUGAUCUUCAAAACGGUGAAGCUGAAGUUCCGAAAGUAAACUGUGGUGCAAACGGCCCUGUGAGAUGUUCAAGAUGUUUAGCUUAUGUAAAUCCAUUCAUGCAAUUUAUUGAAGGCGGAAGAAAAUUUGUGUGCAAUUUAUGUAAUCACUCCAAUGAAGUUCCUGAAGAAUAUUUUUGCAAUCUGGAUCACACAGGAAGAAGAAGAGACCUUGCCAGCCGCCAUGAAUUAUUAUUUGGCACCGUCGAGUUUCACGUGACCUCCAAGUAUUAUAAUAGAGAACCGAAGCCGAUUCGUUAUUUAAUUUGUAUUGAUGCUUCUAUGAGUUCUCUGCAAUCCGGAAUGCUUCAUUGUGUUUCUAAUGCUAUUCUUAAUGUUCUCGAUAAUCUUCCGAAGCCUGAAGGCUCGGCAACUUCGCCUAUUCAUAUUGGAAUAAUGACUUACAAUUAUAAUUUACAAUUUUACAACUUGAUGUCAACGUUAACGCAACCUCAAAUGAUGGUGGUUCCUGAUUUAUCCGAUAUUUUUGUGCCGCUGCAGACCAAUUUAUUUGUUGAUGUUAAUGAAUCGCGUUCUCUUCUUGUGCAACUUCUUGAGUCGUUGCCAACAAUUUUUCAAGAAAAAAGAAACAUUCAAAAUAUCGACGCUUGUAUUGGUGUAGCGGCGAAAGGCGCUUUGGAAGCUUUAAAAGAUCAUGGUGGUAAAGCUUUCAUCUUUCAAAUGAGUUUGCCCACGCGAGAUAUUCUGGGGAAACUCUCCGUAAGAAACGAUUCAGGCUCUGAUAUUUUCCAGGGAAAAUCGCCCUUUUACAAAACUUUGGGAAAAGAAAUGUGUCAGUCUGGCGUUUCCGUCGAUUUGUUUUUGUUUCCCUCUCAAUAUAUUGAUAUUGCUUCAUUAAGCGAUCUCACCUCACAAACGAAUGGUCAACUUUAUUUGUUCGAGAAUUUUAAUGCUAAUUUUCAUGGCCGUCGAUUGGUCAAUGAAGUAAGAAUGGCAGUCACUCGAAAUAUCGGCUUUGAAGCUUUGCUACGAGUGCGGUGUAGUACAGGAUUACGAGCAGCCACUUUUGAAGGGAAUAUUGUACUUUCAGGCAAUAACGACGUUGAACUAGCCGCCGUUGAUUCGUCCAGAACGCUGUUAUGUGGAAUGUUAUACGAUAAUUCUUUUCCGGCUGGCUCUUCUUUUGCUUAUAUUCAAACGGCGCUUCUCUAUACUACAAGAUUUGGAGAACGAUUAGUUCGAGUAUUUAAUCUUCGUCUUCCAGUUGUAACAACUUUAUUUAACGUAUUUAAAGGUGCUGAUUUGGAUUGUAUUAUGAAUUAUUAUCUUCGUUGCGCGGCUAAAGAACUGAAAAAGAAUGCAGAAGUCAAAGAAAAGAAGGAAAAAAUAUUAUAUCAUUGCGCAGAACUAUUAAGCGUGUAUCGUAAAAAUUGUGCAAGUAAUAAGCCUUCUGCACAACUAAUUCUUCCGGACUCUCUAAAGUUGUUUCCCGUUUAUACCUGUUCUUUAUGGAAGAAUGAGUUACUCCGCGCCGGUCACGUGAAAAGCGACCGCCGUGCUUUUCUUAUUCACGAAGUUCUCUCUAUGCCAGUCGAGCUGUCCAUUCCCUUUAUUUAUCCUACCCUCGUUUGCUUAUUGGAUGACUUUCCGGAAGGAAGCAUUUCUCCUGCUCUUGCUUGCACCGCGGAGUCUAUUAAGCCCGACUCCGCUUAUUUGUUUGAAAAUGGCUUUGAAAUGUUUUUGUUUAUUGGUCCUCAAUGCCCCUCAAGCUUUUACCUCGAAGUCUUUGGAUUCGACAAUCCGAAAGCCAUUAAUUUUGAUUUGUCAGAUAUUCCAGUUCUCGAAAACCAACUCAAUAAGAAACUUCGAAAUCUUGUUGAUCUUCUUCGGCAUCGUCGAAGGCGGUACAUGAGUUUGACUAUUGCCACAGCGGCCAGUAAGAACGAGAACCUUUUGCAAUACUAUCUAGUAGAAGAUAAAGGAGAGAAUAGCCGCUCUUAUCAUGACACUUUACGUUACAUUCACUCGAAAAUCCGCGCGUUAUUACAGUGAAUUUGGCCGUAU
This is a messenger RNA of Zophobas morio, 2439 nucleotides long. Its product is annotated as protein transport protein Sec24C-like. The record is from RefSeq and is a predicted model, not a curated record. Gene Ontology annotation, biological process: COPII-coated vesicle cargo loading; endoplasmic reticulum to Golgi vesicle-mediated transport; intracellular protein transport. The coding region runs from base 1 to 2427 and encodes 808 amino acids. Gene Ontology annotation, molecular function: zinc ion binding; SNARE binding. The transcript has 33 exons. Lineage: Eukaryota; Metazoa; Arthropoda; Insecta; Coleoptera; Tenebrionidae. Gene Ontology annotation, cellular component: endoplasmic reticulum exit site; COPII vesicle coat.